Molecule: messenger RNA, 2636 nt
Organism: Girardinichthys multiradiatus
Lineage: Eukaryota; Metazoa; Chordata; Actinopteri; Cyprinodontiformes; Goodeidae
Gene: prodha
Product: proline dehydrogenase (oxidase) 1a
Exons: 14
Coding region: 133-2013 (626 amino acids)
Cellular component (GO): mitochondrion
Molecular function (GO): FAD binding; proline dehydrogenase activity
Source: RefSeq, a predicted model, not a curated record
CCCUUUGAGGCCAGAGACAUGACAGGCGCGCACUACUUACACAAACGUUACCCAGUGGAGCAACAGCAGCAGCACCAGCCGAGCACCGAAAAGCCGACGAUCACUGCGCUUUAACUACUACAACAACGAAACAUGUCCUACACAAACUUUUUAGCGUCGCUUAUCCGGGCAAAGUCGGUCAACCUCAACAAAAUUCGCUUUUCACCUUCAAGAUGUCGGUCAACUGUGGCAUCCCCAGACAGACAGGAAGAGAAAGAGCAGGAGCGGCAGUCGGAGGGCUGCGCGGUGGUGGAAGCUGACCCGGUCGAACUCAUCACCCAGACCAAAAACGCCAAAGACGUGCGUCUGAACAGGAUUUACGUCGAUUUCGACAACACCGAAGAGGCAUACAAAAGCAAGAAUAACAUCGAGCUGCUGCGAAGUCUGCUGGUCUUCAACCUGUGCGCCAUUGACAUCCUUGUUGAGAAGAAUAAGGAGUUGAUGGAGCUCAGUAAGAAGCUGCUGGGUCAGCGGAUGUUUGAGAAGCUGAUGAAGAUGACCUUCUACGGUCAGUUUGUUGCAGGGGAAGACCAUAACUCCAUCAAACCUUUAAUCCACAAGAACCAGGCUUUCGGUGUGGGGGCAGUUCUGGACUACAGUGUGGAAGAAGAUCUGACACAAGAGGAGGCUGAGAAGAAAGAAAUGGAUUCCUGUAUUUCCGAGGCAGAGAAGGCAAGCCCAGGCGCAGAUCAUCGUGAGAAGAAGUACAAGGCCCAUCGGCGGUUUGGAGAUAGACGUGGAGGUGUCAUCAGUGCUCGCACGUAUUUUUAUGCUGAUGAGGCCAAAUGUGACAAUCAAAUGGAGACAUUCAUAAACUGUAUUAAAGCAUCAGGUGGAGCUUCUACUGAUGGAUUCUCUGCCAUUAAAUUGACUGCACUUGGACGGCCACAGUUCCUUCUACAGUUUUCAGAGGUCCUGGUUAAAUGGAGGAAAUUCUUUAACUUCCUCGCUGCACAACAAGGAAAAUCGGAUAUGACGGCUUUGGAGAAAAGACUGGAACUGGAGCUGCUCAAGGAAAGUUUGACUCAAAUGGGUGUAGGAGCCAGAGAUGACAUUGAGAACUGGUUCACUGGGGAGAAGCUGGGUUUGUCAGGAACAAUCGACUUGCUGGACUGGAACAGUUUGAUAAAUGACACAACAAAGAUGUCCAAUCUGCUCAUGGUGCCAAAUCUAGAGACAGGCCAGCUGGAACCUUUGUCAAACAAAUUUACAGCUGAGGAGGAGAGCCAGAUGAAGAGAAUGCUGCAGAGAGUUGACAUUCUGGCCAAGCAUGCUCUGGAGAAUGGGGUGAGGCUAAUGGUGGAUGCAGAGCAGACAUACUUCCAACCAGCUAUUAGUCGGCUCACCCUGGAGAUGCAGAGGAAGUUCAACAAAGAAAAGGCAGUGAUUUUCAACACUUAUCAAUGUUAUCUUAAGGAAGCCUAUGACAACGUGACUCUAGAUGUUGAGCUGUCUCGAAGAGAGGGCUGGUACUUUGGUGCCAAACUUGUCCGUGGAGCUUAUAUGUACCAAGAGAGAGAUCGGGCCCAGGAAAUUGGCUACGAAGACCCUAUAAACCCAGACUACGAAGCCACAAACAGGAUGUAUCACAAGUGUUUGGAGUAUGUCCUGGAGGAGAUUGAACACAACAGGAAAGCAAACGUCAUGGUCGCUUCUCACAACGAGGACACAGUGAAGUUUACUCUUCAAAAAAUGAAUGAAAUGGGUCUCUCACCCACCGAGAAUAAAGUUUACUUUGGGCAGCUGCUCGGCAUGUGUGACCAGAUCAGCUUCCCGCUAGCAGGUCAAGCAGGUUUCCCAGUGUACAAGUACGUCCCAUAUGGUCCUGUCAAUGAGGUGGUCCCCUAUUUGUCUCGUCGUGCUCAAGAGAACCGUGGCUUCAUGAAAGGAUCCCAGAGAGAGCGCAGCCUGCUGUGGAACGAGCUGAGGCGCAGGUUUCUGGGUGGUCAGAUUUUCUACAAGCCUGUCUACUGAAAACAUAAAGACUGUAAUAUCUGUAAACAUUCCACCAGGAAACACCAUUUCCCUGCGAUCUUUGUCUUGGGAAGUUAAUCUUCUAUUUGUGGUUUCUUAUUUGCACUGCACAGAAGAAAAGCAUUAUUUUUAUUGAAAGUUGCAUCAGGUAUGAAUUGUUUUGCUGUAAUAUAAAAGACCUGCGUUACACAUUGUAUAAUAUCUAGUAGGCCGGACAAUCAAUUCAAUCAGUUCUGAAGAACGCACAAGGAUUUUCUUUUUUUAAGGAAUAUGAACUGCUGAUCCUUUCUGAUGAUUGAGAAAGUGUGAAUAAAAAUGACACUGUUAGAAUGCCAAAUGUGACUUAGCUGUACAUAAAAAAACUGUUGUGUGCUUUUAAAUUGAACUUCCUUGUAUGUUUUUAGAUCUGUUCCUUGUAACCGUCACCUAAAGUGCCUAGUCAUUUUGACAAAACAGUCAAUUCUUCACAACGUUGUUGGUUUUUGUGGCAGUAAAACACUUCAAGGACCUUUAAUCUGUUUGAUUUGUAUGUUCAAUGCUGCUGACUUUUUCUGAACAUUUUAUGGUAGUUUUUGUGCUGCAUUAUAAAAAUUUAUUAAAUAUAAAUGGUUUAAAUUUGUAAA